AUGGACGGCGCCAUUGCCCCAGCUCCGGUCCUGGCCGCCAUCCCGCGGCACACCAACAGGACCCUCUCAGGCGCCGGAGCGACGGUGCUGACAGCCACCGGCACGGUUCUCUUCUUCCUCUACCUCGCCGGGCGCUUGCUCUGGGCGUGCAAAAAGGAGGCCUCCGCGACCGCGAGCGUUGCCGGCGCUCCGGCCUCCUCGCCGGCCGGUGUCAACGUGGUCGCGCGGCCCCUCCGGCGCGCCGUGCCGCUGUCGGCGCUCCCGGUGUUCCUGCACGAGAAAGAUCGGGACGCGCCGGACUUCGAGUGCGCGGUGUGCCUCUCGGAGUUCCGGGAGCGGGAGGCCGGGCGGCUCCUGCCGGGCUGCGGCCAUGGGUUCCACGAGGCGUGCAUCGCGACGUGGCUCCAGCUCAACUCCCACUUCUGCUCCGGUGCUCCUCCCCUGAAAUAA
This is a messenger RNA of Lolium perenne, 450 nucleotides long. RefSeq names its product RING-H2 finger protein ATL80-like. NCBI's taxonomy places the organism in Eukaryota, Viridiplantae, Streptophyta, Magnoliopsida, Poales, Poaceae. The record is from RefSeq and is a predicted model, not a curated record.